Lodderomyces pseudojiufengensis is the source of this 1248-nucleotide messenger RNA. It is a transcript of the gene BCY1, whose product is annotated as cAMP-dependent protein kinase regulatory subunit. The coding region runs from base 1 to 1248 and encodes 415 amino acids. Gene Ontology annotation, molecular function: cAMP-dependent protein kinase regulator activity. The record is from RefSeq and is a predicted model, not a curated record. Gene Ontology annotation, biological process: regulation of protein phosphorylation. Gene Ontology annotation, cellular component: nucleus; cAMP-dependent protein kinase complex. NCBI's taxonomy places the organism in Eukaryota, Fungi, Ascomycota, Pichiomycetes, Serinales, Debaryomycetaceae. The transcript has a single exon.
AUGUCUAAUCAAUUAGUGACAGAUGAAUUGUCUCAAUUACAAAAGGAAAUACUUGCUAAAAAUCCACAAGAUAUAAUUCAAUUCUGUGCAAAUUAUUUUAAUAAUAAAUUACAAAGUCAAAGAUCUAAUUUAUGGUUACAACAAUCAAAAGCAAAAGAAGCAGGUAUAGAAUUAUUUCCUCCAACAGAUAUAAUAGAGAAUCGAGAACCAAGUUUUAAAUCACCGUUUGGUCUAAAUGAUCCUCAUGGAAAUAAAUCAUCAAAUCAAAAUUCAAUUUUUAAAUCUAAUUAUAAAGUUGAUGAAACUGAUCAAGCACCUCCAACAAAAGAAAUUGAUCCUGAUACACCUACUUCCUCAUCACAACCACAAAAAAUCCCUAAAACUUUUAAUAUAAAUAGAAGAACUUCAGUAUCAGCAGAAGCAUUAAAUCCAGCAAAAUUAAAAUCAGAAAGUUGGAAACCUCCUCAAAAUAAUUUAUCAUCAACAGAAGAAGAAUCUUUAGCAAAAAGUUUAAAAAAUAAUUUUCUUUUUAAACAAUUAGAUGCAAAUUCUAAAAAAACAGUUAUAUCUGCAUUACAAUCUAAAAAUUUUAAAAAGGAUUCAAUUAUUAUAAAACAAGGAGAUGAAGGUGAUUUUUUUUAUAUAAUAGAAUCAGGUACAGUUGAUUUUUAUGUAAAUGAUUCAAAAGUAAAUUCAAGUGGUGAUGGAUCAUCAUUUGGUGAAUUAGCUUUAAUGUAUAAUUCUCCAAGAGCUGCAACUGCAAUUGCUGCUUCUGAUGUAACAGUAUGGGCAUUAGAUCGUCUAACUUUCCGUCGUAUAUUAUUAGAGGGAACUUUUAAUAGAAGAUUAAUGUAUGAAGAUUUCCUCAAGGAUAUUGAAAUAUUAAAAUCACUUACAGAUCAAGAAAGAUCAAAGUUAGCUGAUGCUUUAAGUACAGAAAUGUAUCAUAAUGGUGAUAAUAUAGUUGUUGAAGGUGAAAAAGGAGAAAACUUUUAUCUUAUUGAAAGUGGUACUUGUCAAGUAUUUAACACAAAAUUAGGUGAAAUAAAAAAAUUAGGUAAAGGUGAUUAUUUUGGAGAAUUAGCUUUAAUAAAAGAAUUACCAAGACAAGCUACUGUUAAAGCUUUAGAUAAUGUAAUUGUUGCAACAUUAGGUAAAUCUGGAUUUCAAAGAUUAUUAGGACCUGUAGUUGAAGUAUUGAAAGAUAAAGAUCCAACAAAGGUUCAAGAUGCUACAAUUGUUAAAUAA